Messenger RNA from Penicillium vulpinum, 912 nucleotides. Its product is annotated as Prolyl 4-hydroxylase alpha subunit. Lineage: Eukaryota; Fungi; Ascomycota; Eurotiomycetes; Eurotiales; Aspergillaceae. Gene Ontology annotation, molecular function: procollagen-proline 4-dioxygenase activity; L-ascorbic acid binding; iron ion binding. Gene Ontology annotation, cellular component: endoplasmic reticulum. Bases 1 to 912 code for a protein of 303 amino acids. Gene Ontology annotation, biological process: peptidyl-proline hydroxylation to 4-hydroxy-L-proline. The transcript has 2 exons. The record is from RefSeq and is a predicted model, not a curated record.
AUGGCUCUCAACACAAUUGAAAGGUUUCAUGUCACGAUCCCAGUCUCAAUACAGUUUGAGUCCAAUGCACAGGGUGUCCAUGUCGUUGGUGUAUCCAUGCCAGAUGAACGCGUGUCUAUCACGGGUAUCGACGAUGAGCCUUCAAUUGCACAGACAAAAUUCGAGCCUGAUGACAAAGUAUGGCCCGAAGGAUUGCAAGACCUAGGUCUCAUCGCCGCGAAUGAGUCUCUCGCCUGUCCGGAUUUCUCUCACAUCGAGUAUUUUACGCUACAUGAAGAACCUCUUAUUAUCUAUAUCCCCAACUUUGUUUCUCCGGAUGAGAUUGCGCACUUGUUGGAGACUACGAAAGAAACCUUCACUCCAUCUGUGGUCUACAGGCAGGGAGUAAGUAGCAACGACGAAAACUUCCGAAAAUCAGAGAAUGCGUGGCCUCCACGGGACGAAGUUCUGCAAUGUAUCGAACAAAGGGCAGUCCGCUAUCAGAACUUAGAGUCAAAACUUCUCAUGGAACAGUUGUCUCUUCAACUUUACCGUGAGAAUGGCUUCUUUUCGUAUCACCAUGACCAGUUCGACUCGCCGCCCAAUCGCCUCAACCGCUAUUCGACGUACAAUGUCUUCCUGCAAGGCGACUGUACUGGGGGUGGUACCCACUUCCCUUUGAUUCCCCGACCAGCAGAAACUGCUUGGUGUAACUACAUCGACUGCGACGCGACCGAGCCCGGAGUGAUCUUCAAGCCAAUUGCUGGCAGCGCCGUCUACUGGGUCAAUAUCCGAGAGGAUGGACUCGGAUAUAGGGAAACACUUCAUGCGGGUAUGCCCGUAACAUCGGGCACGAAAGUCGGUAUGAACAUUUGGAGCUGGAAGGAUACGAGAGAGGAUGUAAUCCAAGAGGGAACCUUGCAUGUACAAUAA